AUGAAUCCGAAGGAAAGCCACAGCAACAAAGCCAGCCUCCGCAAGCUGGAUCCCAGAGCACUUCUCAAGCUGGUACGUAUCUUCAAUGUUCCCGGUUUCGUAGCCACAAUAUUUGUUGGCGGAUUCAAGACAUUUUCUCUACAUAUAGGUCAAGGAGGGCAGCCACAACAGCAAGGUGCGCAGGGUGGAAAACAGCAGCAAAAGGGUUCAGGUCCACAACCAAGUACAAGUGGUGGUAAUCAAGGUCCGCAACAAAAGCAAAGAGGUCCCGGUCCACAACAAGGGACAAGUGGUGCUAAUCAGGGUCCGCAACAACAUCAAAGCGGUCCCGGUCCGCAACAAGGUUAUCAGGGUAUGCAACAGCAGCAAAGGGGUCCUGGCCCACAACAACAGCAAAGAGGUCCUAAUCCACAACAAGGUUCGUGGGGUGGUAAUCAGGGUCCACAACAACAGCAAAGAGGUCCUGGCCCACAACAAGGUUCAUGGGGCGGUAAUCAGGGGCCGCAACAACAACAACAAAGGGGACCUGGUCCACAACAACAACAAAGGGGCCCAGGCCCACAACAAGGUUCAUGGGGCGGUAAUCAGGGGCCGCAACAACAACAAAGAGGAGCAGGUCCACAACAACAAAGAGGACCAGGUCCACAACAACAAAGAGGACCAGGUCCACAACAACAAAGAGGACCAGGUCCACAACAACAAAGAGGACCAGGUCCACAACAACAAAGAGGACCAGGUCCACAACAACAAAGAGGACCAGGUCCACAACAACAAAGAGGACCAGGUCCACAACAACAACAAAGGGGCCCUGACCCACAACAACAACAAAGGGGCCCUGGCCCGCAACAAGGUUCAUGGGGCGGUAAUCAAGGUCCACAAAAACAACAAAGGGGCCCUGGCCCGCAACAAGGUUCAUGGGGCGGUAAUCAAGGUCCACAACAACAGCAAAGAGGUCCGGGACCACGGCAAGGUGGUGGACAUCAACAAAUUGAAGCAUCAUUCCAGAAGCUAUCACUGUCGGAGGGUAAACUGAAUUCAUACUUUAUCUACAGCCGCUAA
Messenger RNA from Musca vetustissima, 1059 nucleotides. RefSeq names its product protein argonaute-2-like. The transcript has a single exon. Bases 1 to 1059 code for a protein of 352 amino acids. The record is from RefSeq and is a predicted model, not a curated record. NCBI's taxonomy places the organism in Eukaryota, Metazoa, Arthropoda, Insecta, Diptera, Muscidae.